Messenger RNA from Phragmites australis (common reed), 1244 nucleotides. Its product is annotated as pre-mRNA cleavage factor Im 25 kDa subunit 1. Gene Ontology annotation, cellular component: mRNA cleavage factor complex. Gene Ontology annotation, molecular function: mRNA binding. The transcript has 7 exons. The record is from RefSeq and is a predicted model, not a curated record. NCBI's taxonomy places the organism in Eukaryota, Viridiplantae, Streptophyta, Magnoliopsida, Poales, Poaceae. Bases 291 to 962 code for a protein of 223 amino acids.
GUGGGGACGGACGCGCGGGCCCCACUUCCCUCCUCUCCCUGGCUCCCACGCGCGCUCGCCACGUGGCCGCGGGAGCCACGUCGCGCGCCUUCCCAACCCUUCUUCCCCGGCGGCAGCAGAAGCAUCCCAAACCCUCUGCUCCCCUCGCAUCUUCCGCCUUUCUCCAGCGGGUCCGUGCGCCUCGCGUCGCUUCCCUUCCCUUCCCUUCCCUUCCCUUCGCGGCAUCGCUAUAUAAACGCGCGCGCGCGCGCCCGGCGCCGGUGAUCGAUCGGUUGACUGCAGUCAAGUUCAUGGGGCUCGAGAUGGAGGAGGUGGCUGCGCCUACGGCAGUGGCGGCGGCGGCAAGGGAGCAAGGGGUGGAGAUAUACCCGCUCAGCCGCUACUACUUCGGCGCCAAGGACGCCUCUGGCUAUCCCCGCGGCGUCGAGACGGCCGCCGACCGCGCUCUUCGGCUCAAGGCCAACUUCGCGGCUCACGGGCUCCGGACCAGCGUCCACGGCGUCCUCCUGGUGGAUCUGUUUGAUCAUCCCCACGUGUUGCUGCUGCAAGUCCGGAACUCCUCUUUCGUGCUCCCGGGAGGCCGCCUGAGGCCCGGAGAGGAAGAUGUCCAAGGGCUCAAGCGCAAACUCUCGAGCAAGCUAUCAGUUGUCGACGACGGCCAGGCCACUUCUGAAGAUGUGGACGACUGGCAGAUUGGGGAGUGCAUUGGGAUGUGGUGGAGAUCUGAAUUCGAGGCCGUUCCAUUUCCAUACUUGCCUCCGAACUUUCGCACUCCGAAGGAAUGCAUCAAGCUGUUCCUCAUUAGGCUGCCGAUGUCUCGGCAGUUCAUCGUGCCGAGGAACAUGAAGCUGCUGGCCGUGCCUCUGUCCCAGCUUCAUAACAACGCCCAGGUUUAUGGUCCAAUCAUAUCUGGGAUUCCAAACCUGCUGUCCAAGUUCUCCUUCAACGUCAUCAGCGACUGAGAUGUGUAACCCAGAGCUCAAGACUUUGGAAGAGACUUGCAUACUUUAGCUGGCCAUUGAACAGCAUGCGAUGCGGACAAUAUCUGAUGGAGCUUUGUAAUCACCAGCAGCUCAUUUUUAUGUUGUAUAACGUUUUCUUUUAAUAUAUUGAUAUGUAUUGUAUUAACGUUUCUUGUGACCUUUUUUUUGCCAUGUGAAAAUGAAUCAAUCUUGUACAAAAACGUUGCUUUGUUACAGUUGCUAUCACAGUCCUGGGCUAAGCACACCCUUCUUGGAAACAAA